CCGCCUGCGCGCCUUCUCCUCCGCAGCGGCUCAUGACCUUCCAGCCGACGACUGUGUCCGGUUCGAGGACGUCGUUCGGGCGCACCACCGCAUCAGUCGGGCAUCGUCCGAACCGAGUGCAGGCCGUCGUACCACCUGUCCAACAUGACGGGUUGUAGCAUCCACCUGAAGAAGGAGUGUGACGGGUUCCUUCAAGGAGCGCGGCGCACGCACGCCAUCAUGUCGCUCAGCGAGGAGCAGCGGCGGCGCGGCGUGAUUGCCGCCUCUGCCGGCAACCACGCGCUAGCCCUCGCGUGGCACGGCUCGCAGCUGGGCGUGCCGGUGACAGUGGUGAUGCCAACCGUCGCGCCGAUGACCAAGGUCCAGAACUGCAGGCUCUUCGGCGCGAACAUCAUCAUUCACGGAGACCACAUCGGCGAGGCCAAGGACUAUGCGCUGCAGGACCCCGCGCUGCAGGGACUGACCUACAUCAACGGCUACGACGACGUCGAGGUCAUCGCGGGCACUGGCACGCUCGGCAUCGAGAUGCUGGAGCAGGUCCCCGACUGCGAGGUGCUCGUCGUGCCCAUCGGGGGCGGCGGCCUCAUCGCCGGCAUCGCCCUCGCCGCCAAGACGCUCAACCCGGCGGUGCAGGUGGUUGGCGUCGAGCCGCGGCGCUGCGCCUCGUACACCGCGGCGCUGCGGGCGGGACACCCGGUGACGGCGGAGGUGCUGCCGACGCUCGCCGACGGCCUCGCGGUUGUGCGGGUGGAGGAGAAGGACGUCGCGCUCGCGGUGCUGCGGCUGGUCGAGGGGAAAAAGAUGGUGGUGGUCGUCCCGCUCUGCGGCGGCAACAUCGUCAUCGACGUCAACGUGCUCGGCCGCGUCAUCGAGCGCGGCCUCGCCGCCGACGGGCGGCUGGUGCGCCUCACGCUGCGGGUGAGCGACCGUCCGGGCGGCAUCGCGGAGCUGACCGGCGUGCUCGCCGCGGCGGGCGCGAGCGUCAAGGACAUCUUCCACGAGCGGGCGUGGCUGCACACCUCCGUCGACCAGGUGACGAUCAAGGCGGUGCUCGAGACGCUCGGCCCGGAGCACAACGCCGCCAUCAUGCGCAGCCUCGCCGACUCCUUGCCGGCCGCGGUCGACACCAUGAGGCUCGAGGGCACAUGGACGGAGGACGGCGCCUCGAACCUGAGCGGCCGUUGGGUAGUUCUUGGGAUGGCCGAUCGGAUGUGGAGAUUAGAAAACAGGGAAAAAGAAACAAAAGACCGAAGGAAAAAGCGCGAGAAUUCUUUAACCUCGAGUCGCGUCUGCGGGGUGUGCACGCGCCAGUACGCCAAGUACAAGUGCCCGCGCUGCGCUGUCGCGUACUGCUGCCUCGCCUGCUACCGCAGCCACUCUGAGGGCUGUGCCGAGGGAUUCUACGAGGAGGAGGCCACCCGCGUGCUGCGAGAGACCCGGGCCACGCCCGAGCAGCGCUCGGAGAUGCUGCAGACGCUCCGCCGCUUUGAGGGCGAGUACGGCGAUGGGCGGGCUCUUGGCGGUGGCGGCGGUGGCGGCAUACCGGAUGACGGCGAGGGGAGCGAGGAUGACGGCCUCGACGCGGUUGCGAGCGGCGACGAGGAGGGCGAGCUGGACGAGCCGGCGCGGAUGGCGCUGGUGCAGCUGCUUUCGGCCGCGAGCCUGCAGGGCGAGGGCGAGGGCGAGGGCGACCCCGCCGGAGGGCCGCUGCUCGACGAGGCGAGCCUGCUGAGCGAGGCGGGCCGCGCCACCUUCCGCCGGCUCGUUGCAGACGGCUCGCUCGCGGCGCGGCUGCAGGCGGCCCCGGCAUGGUGGGAGCGUGUCCCUCCGGCUGCUGUCGUCGGGUCCGUGGCGGGCGGUUGGUGCGUCGCCGCCCCGGCGCCGAGGGUGGUGGAUGUGACGGACGAGGCCGCCGCCGAGGCGCCCGGGGCUCCGCCGCUGCCGGCGACGAUCCCGCCGCUGCGCUCGCUGACGAGCCGCGCCGUGCCCGCCGGGCUGCGCUACUCGCUGCUCGAGCAGCUCGUCGGCUACGCUUACGUCUACCGGCUGCACUGCGGCGCGCCAGAGGACGACCCGCUCUCUGCCGGCGCGGCGCUGCUCGCGCUGUGCGCCACUCUCUCGGGCAGCGUGCCGGGCGUGCACCCGACCGCCAGCGAGGCGCUGCUCCGGCUCGCCCUCUCCGCUGACGACCCCGCCGUCGCCACCUCCCCCGCCUUUGGCGCGCGUGCCGUCGCCGACGCAGAGACGCUGCUCGGAGACCCGGCGGGAGGGCGGGCGGCGAUGGCGCUCGCCGGGCUGGACGAGCUGCUCCGUGCCCUCGGAGAGCCCGAGCGGCGGGUGGUGUCCGAGGCGCUGCGCUUCGAGCUGCGCAAGGAGCUCGAGCGGAGGGAGGCGCUGCGCGUCGCGGCGGCGGGGCCGCAGACGGCGGCGGCCACGCUUAUCCGGCCGGUGGGUGAUAGUUGAUCGAGACGUGAGGCUAUUAUUCGCUCCGAGCAUCUCCAUUGCUCCAACUCUGCGGCACAACCUGUCUCGUUGUGGCUUGUGCAUGCGCUAACUAGAGAGCGCCCUCCAGAGAGCGGUGGACGGCGAGG
This is a messenger RNA of Emiliania huxleyi CCMP1516, 2591 nucleotides long. RefSeq lists its product as hypothetical. The coding region runs from base 145 to 2463 and encodes 772 amino acids. Gene Ontology annotation, biological process: L-serine catabolic process; L-threonine catabolic process. The record is from RefSeq and is a predicted model, not a curated record. The transcript has 9 exons. NCBI's taxonomy places the organism in Eukaryota, Haptophyta, Isochrysidales, Noelaerhabdaceae. Gene Ontology annotation, molecular function: threonine deaminase activity; L-serine ammonia-lyase activity.